GACAUACCUUGCCUUGUAUUUCGUUAGAUUGUAUUACCAAAGUUAAGCACUCCAGGAAGUAAAUACCUCAUUUAAUGUAUAACUGAGGAAGUUUCCUAUUUUAAGCAAAGUUUCUGUCUUAAUUUAGACUCAUCACUUAAUUAAUAGUGUUUAUUAUAAAAAACGCAUUUGUCACUCACCAACUAAUUUUCUAAAUAUUAACUAAGUACAGGCGGGGUUUUUGGUCACGUCAUGGUUAAUUGCAAUAAAAAAUUAGGUAACAGGUGGGUAAGUAUUAUUAUUAAUAAGGUGAAAUUAUGACUAAUAAAAAGUCUAAUGACUUUGAUCUCGUCAUUGGAUUUCCUUGGUGUUGAUGGGGUUUUUUAUAAAUAAAAUUUAUCACGUUACUUUAUAAUAUAAACGAACUUUAAUUUGCUUCAACCUCAUUGCAUUUAGUUGAGUGAAAGUUAGUAGGAGAAUAGUAACUUAAUCAAUUAUUAAUACGAACAAAGGUAAGUAAUACGGAACCCUAAAAACUAUAAGUAUCACAUUAUUUACGGGUUUACUUAUUUUAAACUCCUUAAUUUAAUUUUGUAGUAAAAUAGUGUUGUUUUCUUUUUGCACACCUUAUAAUAAAAUUUUCUUGCACCUCCUGUGGGUUGACUGGUAGAAAAUGCUUGUAGCAUUAAGUCCACCCUUUGUACACUUAUUUUUAUAUUUGUGCAAUAAAGGAUUAAAUAAAGAAAUAAUUUAAACUUUCAGAUGUUCCGAGUGCAAAUUGUUGUAUUAGUCGCUAUAUCGAUAUCGACUUGCUACGGAAAUAAAGAAGUAUCUGAAGAUACUAACAUCUACGCUCCCAUUGAUCCGGAUCCACAAAUACCAUGCGAAGUAUCUGACGGCGAAGUGCAAUACAUAGAGGGCCACGACAAAGAUGAUGACUCUUUCUCCAUAUCCAUCAGUGAGGGCGUGCUGAGCGUAGCAUACGAAUUGGCAAUGUACGUGGCAUCGAAAGUAGCCGCUUUCAUAUUCGGCAGUAUAUCAGUAUUCGCUAUCUGUAAACUGACCCCAAUAUGUACCACUAUUCAGACCAAGUGUACGAGCCUCAAAGGAUUCAAGACCUUAAUGACACCUGAAAACAUUAAUGCCACUUCCAGAAUCGUUCAAAAAUCCAUUGAAAAGUAUUCUCAGUUAAAUAAGAUUAAGUAGGAGUUGUUUGGCGGAGAUCUGUUUACGUAGGUAGGUACCUAACUCAAAAAUAAAUUAUUUAAUUUACAAAAAUCUCGUGUUUUAAUUUUUUUAAUCUGUAUGAAACUUUUGUUAAAAUGCAUUUUUAAUACCUAGAUAGUAUGUUAAGAGUUUGCUUAUAACAUGAGGUAAUUAACUCUCAGUACUUUCAGCAGAAUGUACCUAUCUACGAAGAUACACGGUAAAGUCUAGUUCUGCACUAUAAACAUCCUAGGUGUCUAGAACUUUAUAAACGUUUUCCGUUCUUUGCCCGAGACCUAUUCAUGAUAAAAUAAAACGUCCGGACAUAAACAUUAAACCGCUCAUUCAAUUACUUGUUUACAAAUUAUUCACCUUUACUUAUCCGUACCUAUGUAAAAUGUUAUCAGAAUUUUGCUCCGUUUUGCAACCGAUAUAGCUGUAUUUUUCUCUUAUUUAAAUAACUCUCUCUUAUUCUAGUUAUUCUUUCUCUUUUGUGGACAAAAGACGCUAACAAAUAAUGAUAGGAGAUGAACUUGUUUUUUUAUUCAAAGUCACAGAUUGCAGUUCAUUCAUCGCAUAAUUUGUGUCAUUGUCAUUUUUAUCUUUUGUUUAAUAACAAACUUUACGAACUCAAUUUCACUCUGUUCUCUUUUUAUGUUCUUAUCAGUCAGUCUAUGGAGCUAUUUCAAUAAAACUGAUUCAUACUUUGUUAUCAGCUCCGUAUCUUUACGCUCGGAUCCAAACAUUCCCUACUCAAGCGAGCUGAAAGUUACAUGUGACUUAUUAAAAAUACAGCACCGAAGUACGUCUCUUACUUUGUGUUCACAAGUGUUGUAAUUUUGCAUACAUACAUUUAUGCAAUAACACAUUUCUUUGUUAAAACUGCGCGUCUAUUUUAGACUGAAAAAACUGUUGGUCGAAACCAGUUGUCAAGUGCCGUGUAAAGUAAACAACAUACCUCUAGUUUAAAGGAUAAAAGUGAAAAUGGGAAAUUCUAAAAGUAGAAAGAUGAGAGUGACUGAGAUUAAUUCGGAGAAUACGAAACCAGAGGUGUCGAGAGAAAGGAUAAACUCUUUGAAAACUGACAUACCAGAUGCGGCCAAUGACAGCGGAAACCUGAAAGCUGGUGGUGGAAUCAUCGAUGAUGACAAUGCCAGCAGUGCCUCCACCGUAGAAGUGUUGGAUCAAAAGUGAUAUCAUGAUGACAUGACCAUAGUGCAAUGUGCAUGAUGACUUGUAAUCUAAGCAAAAUAACUGGUUAGAGCUGUACCUAAUAAAUAUUGUGAUAGCAAUCUCGUAUAUUGUUUAACUUUUUUAUGUGAUUUUGAGAGGUUUUUUGUGAAACAGUAUAGUUAUUAAUAAAAGUAUAUUUUUAUA
Plutella xylostella (diamondback moth) is the source of this 2562-nucleotide messenger RNA. RefSeq lists its product as uncharacterized. NCBI's taxonomy places the organism in Eukaryota, Metazoa, Arthropoda, Insecta, Lepidoptera, Plutellidae. The record is from RefSeq and is a predicted model, not a curated record.